This is a messenger RNA of Nilaparvata lugens (brown planthopper), 4246 nucleotides long. It is a transcript of the gene fliI, whose product is annotated as protein flightless-1. NCBI's taxonomy places the organism in Eukaryota, Metazoa, Arthropoda, Insecta, Hemiptera, Delphacidae. Bases 216 to 3959 code for a protein of 1247 amino acids. Gene Ontology annotation, biological process: barbed-end actin filament capping; myofibril assembly; actin filament severing. Gene Ontology annotation, cellular component: cytoplasm; nucleus; actin cytoskeleton. The record is from RefSeq and is a predicted model, not a curated record. The transcript has 22 exons. Gene Ontology annotation, molecular function: phosphatidylinositol-4,5-bisphosphate binding; actin filament binding.
CACUUGACCAAUCAGAGUGAUUCACGGUUUCGGGUGUUCAGUUCAGGAAUUUGAGGGUUAGCUCUCAUUUUUCAUCUGUGUGUUUACAAAUGUAAAUAAAGAAUAAACUUCUGUAGUAAAAUUUUUUAAACUAGUCAACUAAAUUAGCUUUUAAAAAAAUGUAAUUCAUCAAUAUUUUAUCUUAUUUUAGUAAUCAGUAUUAAUUGGUGAUUGUGAUGGCCAACACUGGGGUUUUGCCUUUCGUUCGUGGAGUAGACUUCAGCAGAAAUGAUUUUCGAGAUGGAUUUCCAAAAUCAGUGCGUCUCAUGUCAGGAGUUCAAUGGCUCAAGUUGGAUCGAUCCCAACUCAAUCAGAUCCCUGAGGAAUUGGGUAACUUGAUGAAACUGGAGCACCUAUCGUUGACACGCAAUGACCUGGAACGGCUGUACGGCGAACUGACCGAACUGACGAGUCUGCGUUCGCUGAACAUCCGUCGCAACAAGAUCAAGAGCAGCGGCAUCCCGGCCGACCUGUUCCGCAACGAGGAGCUCACCACGUUGGAUCUCAGCCACAACCUGCUCAAGGAUGUGCCCGAGGGUCUCGACCGCGCCAGGACGCUGCUAGUGCUCAAUCUCAGUCACAACAACAUUUCAUCAAUACCGAACACACUGUUCAUGCAUUUAACGGAUCUGCUGUUCUUGGAUCUGAGUAAUAACAACCUGGAAACACUGCCACCACAGAUGAGACGUCUGGCUAACCUUCAAACACUGAUACUUAAUCACAAUCCUCUCGGCCAUUUCCAGCUCAGGCAACUACCGUCCUUAACGGAACUGGAAACACUGCACAUGCGCGACACCCAGCGAACAGUGGCCAACAUGCCGGGCAGCCUGGAAAUGCUGACUAAGCUGACUGACGUCGACCUCAGUCACAACGACUUGCCCAAAGUGCCCGACGCCCUCUACACGCUGUCGUCUCUGCGCAGGCUCAAUCUCAGCGAUAACGACAUCUCUGAGCUGUCACUUGCUUUGGAAGUGUGGCAGCAACUUGAGACGCUGAACUUGUGCCGCAACAAGCUGAAAAGCCUGCCGGCGUCGCUGUGCAAGCUGACGUCACUACGACGCCUCUACCUCAACCAGAACCAGCUGGACUUUGAGGGCAUUCCGUCGGGAAUCGGCAAGCUGGCCGCGCUGGAGGUCUUCUCAGCCGCUGCCAACCACCUCGAAAUGAUUCCCGAAGGACUAUGUCGAUGUGGUUCGCUGAAGAAGUUGAUUCUGACCGGUAACAAGCUGAUAACACUGCCCGACACCGUUCACCUGCUGAGUGAGCUGGAAACACUGGACCUUCGAGACAACCCCAACCUGGUGAUGCCUCCCAAACCGACCACCGAGACUGAGCGCGGUUCUGGCAUCCAGUUCUACAACAUUGACUUCUCACUGCAGAAUCAGCUGAGGCUGGCGGGAGCUGUGGCCAAUACUGCACCACCACCCAACACAAAUUCAAGCAAAGAUCCGAUUGCUCGCAAGCUGCGUUUAAGAAGAGGGCGGAGAGAUCAUGAGGAAGCUGAUUCUGACCAAGCUAAAAUAUUGAAGGGCAUGAAAGACAUCGCGAAGGAGAAAAAUAAACAAAAGUCUGCCGAAGAAGUGAAAGCUGAAUCGCUCAAGCCGAAAAAAUGGAACGAGAGCUUGGAAAAACCGCAGUUGGACUACUCGGAGCUUUUCGAAGAAGACGCAGGGCAGACUCCCGGCCUGACCGUGUGGGAGAUCGAGAACUUCCUGCCCAAUCAGGUCGAGGAAGUGGUUCAUGGCAAGUUCUACGAGGGUGACUGCUACAUCGUGCUCAAGACGUUCUUGGACGACAGCAAGAACCUGCACUGGAACAUUUACUUCUGGAUUGGCGAAAAGGCUACGUUGGACAAACGAGCAUGCGCAGCCAUCCAUGCAGUGAAUUUGCGUAAUUUUCUGGGCGCCGAGUGUCGGACUGCGCGCGAGGAACAGAAUGACGAAUCCGACGAGUUUCUCGCUCUCUUCUCAAAUGAAAUAGCUUACAUUGAGGGCGGUCGUACCUGCAGUGGAUUCUUCACAGUCGAAGAUAUGACAUAUAUGACUCGACUGUACAGAGUGCAUGCAGCAGGCAUGUCCGGCAUUCACUUGGAGCCAGUUCAGGUCAGUUACGAGUCUUUGGAUCCGCGCUUUGUAUUUGUCCUCGACGCCGGUCUCAAGAUAUUCCUCUGGUAUGGCAAGAAAGCCAAGAACGUAUUCAAAUCUAAAGCAAGACUUUUAGCCGAAAAAAUCAAUAAGAACGAACGUAAAAAUAAAGCCGAAAUAUUCAUGGAAAGUAUUAACGAAGAAAGUACAGAUUUCUGGAGGAUGUUGGGAGAAGAAACUGGGUCUCCACCUGAAGACGAAAUAGAGGAGCAUGUUGAAGACGACUUUGUGCCUUGCAUUCCGAAGUUGUAUCAGGUGAAACUGGGCAUGGGAUACUUGGAACUUCCCCAGGUCGAGGUUCCUCACAACAAGCUGGUUCACACACUCCUGCAGAGUCGCAACGUCUAUAUUCUCGACUGCUUCCUUGAUGUGUUUGUAUGGUUUGGCAAGAAGUCGACACGACUAGUGAGGGCGGCGGCCGUGAAGCUGUCACAGGAGCUGUUCACGAUGCUGGAUCGGCCGGAGCACGCGCUGGUGACGCGCAUCCAGGAGGGCACCGAGACGCAGAUAUUCAAGACCAAGUUUGUCGGCUGGGAUGAGGUCAUUGCUGUCGACUUCACGCGCACUGUCGAGUCUGUGCAGAAGACGGGCGCCGACCUAACCAAGUGGGCCAAACAACAGGAGACUAAGGCUGAUUUGGCAGCGCUGUUCACUCCACGCCAACCGCCCAUGUCUUCAGAGGAAGCCAAGCAGCUUAUGGACGAAUGGAACGAAGAUCUCGAACGAAUGGAAGCUUUUGUACUGGAAAAGAAGUUCGUCAAACUCCCUGACGAAGAACUGGGUCACUUCUACAGCCAGGACUGCUACGUGUUCCUGUGCAAGUACUGGGACCCGGUGGACGUGGACGAGGGGGACGGGGGCGAGGACAGCAGCUCGCUGCCCGAGGAUGACUUCCAGUGGGUGGUCUACUUCUGGCAGGGCCGCGACGCGCCCAACAUGGGCUGGCUCAAGUUCACCUUUGGGUUGUUGAAGAAGUUCCACUCUCUGUUCGGCGAGAAGCUGGAGGUGGUACGCGCCAACCAGCAACAGGAGAACAUCAAGUUCCUGGCGCACUUCAAGCAGAAGUUCGUCAUCCACCAGGGAAAGCGCAAGGCACUGCGCCCGAUCGAUUAUGUGCCACCUGUCCAGCUCUACCACCUGCGAGCCAAUGGCAACCCGCUAUGUACCAGGCUCAUACAGAUAAAGCCUGACGCUAGCUGUCUCAACUCGGCUUUCUGUUACAUUUUGAAAGUACCUGUCAAUGGUGAUGAGGAGAACGGAAUUGUCUACUUAUGGAUCGGAUCAAAAGCAAAGGCCGAAGAAAUCAAAUUGAUAGGAGACAUUUGUGAUGAGAUGUUCAAUAGUCCGUGGAUAACGAUGCAAAUACUGAAUGAAGGUGAGGAGCCGGAGAACUUUUUCUGGGUGGGAUUGGGAGGACGUAAGCCCUAUGAAACCAAUGCUGAUUUCAUGGACUACACCAGACUAUUCCGAUGCUCCAACGAGAAGGGCUACUUCACUGUGUCCGAGAAAUGUUCCGACUUUUGUCAGGAUGACCUGGCCGACGACGACCUGAUGAUCCUGGACAACGGCGAGCAGGUGUUCCUGUGGCUUGGCGCCAAGUGCAGCGAGGUGGAGAUCAAGCUGGCCUACAAGUCGGCGCAGGUCUACAUCCAGCAUCUGCGCGUCAAGCAGCCGCAGCAGCCGCGCAAACUCUUUCUAACCCUCAAGAACAAGGAGUCACGCCGAUUCACCAAGUGCUUCCACGGGUGGGGCGAGCACAAGCGGCCGCCCGAAUAGUAGUAGAUCAUGCUCAACCACUGAAAAACGCACAAAACAAACUUACCGGUGAAGGACGAACGAUGUUUCAGGAACACAUGGGCCGAACUAUGAAACAAAAGUCUCAACAACCUCAAAUAUUAAAACAACGAAACUAUAUUUUAGACACGAUGAGGUGGGGAUAAUCUUGGAUGGAUUAACAUUCAUUCCUAUAUAGCCCACCAUCUACUUGUUAACAGUUAGUUACACUAACAUUUUAAAUUUUAUAUGAGUAUUUAUAUACUAAUAAACGAAUCUUCCAUUAUUUA